GUCUUAGGUUUGCCACCUCACUCCCUCAGUCAGGCCUCCUGGCCUCCUUGUGCAUCCGUGGUGGCCUCCCCACCUUCCCUGUUCUCUUCGUGUCCUCCCCAUGCCCCAGACAUGAGUGGCCCCCUAGAAGGGGCUGAUGCGGGUGGGGACACCAGACCUGGGGAUGCCUUUUGCCCUGGAGGGUCCCCAUCCCCUGGGCCCCCGCAGCAUCGGCCUUGCCCAGGCCCUGGCCUGGCUGAUGACACGGAUGCCAACAGCAACGGUUCAAGCGGCAAUGAAUCCAAUGGUCCUGAGUCCAGGGGCGCAUCUCAGCGGAGCUCACAUAGCUCCUCCUCCGGCAAUGGCAAGGACUCAGCCCUGCUGGAAACCACUGAGAGCAGCAAGAGCACAAAUUCUCAGAGUCCAUCCCCACCUAGCAGUUCCAUUGCCUACAGCCUCCUGAGUGCCAGCUCGGAGCAGGACAACCCAUCUACGAGUGGCUGCAGCAGUGAACAGUCAGCGCGGGCGAGGACCCAGAAGGAACUCAUGAUGGCCCUGAGGGAGCUCAAGCUUCGACUGCCGCCAGAGCGCCGGGGCAAGGGCCGCUCUGGGACCCUGGCCACGCUGCAGUACGCACUGGCCUGUGUCAAGCAGGUGCAGGCCAACCAGGAAUACUACCAGCAGUGGAGCCUGGAGGAGGGCGAGCCGUGUGCCAUGGACAUGUCCACCUAUACUCUGGAGGAGCUGGAGCACAUCACGUCUGAGUACACGCUUCGCAACCAGGAUACCUUCUCGGUGGCUGUCUCCUUCUUGACGGGUCGCAUUGUCUACAUUUCGGAGCAGGCAGGUGUCCUGCUGCGUUGCAAGCAGGAUGUGUUCCGGGGUGCCCGCUUCUCAGAGCUCCUGGCACCCCAGGAUGUGGGUGUCUUCUAUGGUUCUACUGUCCCAUCUCGCCUGCCCACCUGGGGCACUGGGGCCUCGGCAGGUUCAGGCCUCAAGGACUUUACCCAGGAAAAGUCUGUCUUUUGUCGCAUCAGUGGAGGUCCUGACCGGGACCCAGGCCCUCGGUACCAGCCAUUCCGUCUUACUCCGUAUGUGACCAAGAUCCGCGUCUCGGAGGGCGCCCCUGCGCAGCCGUGCUGCCUGCUCAUUGCAGAGCGUGUCCACUCGGGCUACGAAGCUCCCCGGAUCCCUCCUGAAAAAAGAAUUUUCACCACUCGGCACACACCCAGCUGCCUCUUCCAGGAUGUGGAUGAGAGGGCUGCCCCACUGCUGGGCUACCUACCCCAGGACCUCCUCGGGGCCCCUGUGCUUCUGUUUUUACAUCCUGAGGACCGACCCCUCAUGCUCGCCAUCCACAAGAAGAUUCUCCAGCUGGCAGGCCAGCCCUUUGACCACUCCCCUAUUCGCUUCUGUGCCCGUAAUGGGGAGUACGUCACCAUGGACACCAGCUGGGCCGGCUUCGUGCACCCCUGGAGCCGCAAGGUGGCCUUUGUGUUAGGCCGUCACAAAGUGCGCACGGCACCUCUGAAUGAAGACGUGUUCACUCCCCCGGCCCCCAGCCCAGCUCUGUCCCUGGACCCUGAUAUCCAGGAGCUAUCAGAGCAAAUCCACCGCCUGCUAUUGCAGCCUGUGCAUAGCUCCAGCCCCACGGGGCUCUGUGGAGUUGGCCCUGUGACUUCCCCAGGACCUCUCCUCAGCCCUGGCUCCUCCAGUGAUAGCAAUGGGGGUGACGCUGAGGGGCCUGGGCCUCCUGCCCCGGUGACCUUCCAGCAGAUCUGUAAGGACGUGCAUCUGGUGAAGCAUCAGGGGCAGCAGCUUUUUAUUGAAUCUCGGGCCCGGCCUCCACCCCGGCCUCGCCUCCCUGCUAUAGGCACGUUCAAGGCCAAGACCCUCCCCUGCCAGUCCCCAGGGCCAGAGCUGGAGGGAGCUCCUGCCCCAGUCCAUGUCCCAGUAGCCUUGGCCCCUGAGGAAGCUGAGAGGAAGGAAACCUCCACGUGCUCCUACCAGCAGAUUAACUGCCUGGACAGCAUCCUCAGGUACCUGGAGAGCUGCAACAUCCCCAGCACAGCCAAGCGCAAGUGUGCCUCCUCCUCCUCCUGUACUGCCUCCUCUGCCUCCGAUGAUGACAGGCAGAGACCAGGUCCCGUCCCUGCGGGGGCCAGAAAAGAUCCAUCGGCGGCGGCACUGCUGUCUGGGGAGGGGGCCGCCCCACGGAAGGAGCCGGUGGUGGGAGGCACCCUGAGCCCGCUCGCCCUGGCCAAUAAGGCGGAGAGUGUGGUGUCCGUCACCAGUCAGUGUAGCUUCAGCUCCACCAUCGUCCAUGUGGGAGACAAGAAGCCCCCGGAGUCGGACAUCAUCAUGAUGGAGGAUCUGCCUAGCCUGGCCCCGGGCCCGGCCCCUAGCCCGGCCCCCAGUCCCUCGGUAGUCCCUGACCCGGUCCCAGAUGCCUACCGCCCAGUGGGCCUGACCAAGGCCGUGCUGUCCCUGCACACACAGAAGGAGGAGCAGGCCUUCCUCAGCCGCUUCCGGGACCUUGGCAAGCUGCGUGUGCUCAAUGGCUCCUCCAUGGCACCAUCAGCCCCUGGCGAGCGAGGCUGCCACCAUGGCCCCGUAGCCCCUGGCCGUCGACACCAUUGCCGAUCCAAAGCCAAGCGCUCACGCCACCACCAGGCCUCCCGGCCUCAAGCCCCUUACGCCUCCCAUCCCUCACCUGUUCCAUCGUCUGCCCCUUGGCCACCCCCACCAGCUACUGCCCCCUUCUCAGCUGUGGUCCAACCGUACCCCCUGUCAGUAUUCUCCCCCCGAGGAGGCCCUCCACCUCUGCCCUCUGCCCCCACCUCUGUGCCCCCUGCAGCGUUCCCUGCACCCCUGGUGACUCCAAUGGUGGCCUUGGUGCUCCCUAACUAUCUAUUCCCUACUUCCGCUAGCUAUCCCUAUGGGGUACCCCAGGCCCCCGCUGAGGGGCCUACUACCCCUGCCUCCCACUCCCCUUCUCCGUCCCUGCCCCCACUGCCCCCCAGCCCUCCCCACCGUCCGGACUCGCCACUUUUCAACUCGAGAUGCAGCUCCCCUCUCCAGCUAAAUUUGCUGCAGCUUGAGGAGCCCCCUCGUGCUGAGGGGGGUGCGGUUGCUGGGGGCCCUGGGAGCAGUGCCGGGCCCCCACCUCCCAAUGAGGUUUCCGAGCCAGAGACCAGACUGGCGGAGGUGACCGAGUCCUCCAAUCAGGAUGCACUGUCGGGCUCCAGUGACCUGCUAGAGCUGCUGCUGCAAGAGGACUCGCGCUCCGGCACGGGCUCUGCCGCUUCAGGCUCCCUGGGCUCUGGCUUGGGCUCUGGGUCUGGUUCGGGCUCCCACGAGGGGGGCAGCACGUCGGCCAGCAUCACUCGCAGCAGUCAGAGCAGCCACACAAGCAAGUACUUCGGCAGCAUAGACUCUUCUGAAGCGGAGGCUGGGUCGGCCCAGGCCAGGCCUGAGCCCGGGGACCAGGUCAUGAAGUAUGUGCUCCAGGAUCCUAUCUGGUUGCUCAUGGCCAACGCUGACCAGCAUGUCAUGAUGACCUAUCAGGUGCCCUCCAGGGAUGUGGCCUCUGUGCUGAAGCAGGACCGAGCACGGCUCCGGGCCAUGCAGAAGCAGCAACCUCGGUUCUCGGAGGACCAGCGGAGGGAACUGGGUGCUGUGCACUCCUGGGUCCGGAAGGGCCAGCUGCCUCGAGCCCUUGAUGUGCUGGCUUGUGUGGACUGUGGUAGCAGCACCCGAGACUUCGGCCACUCUGAUGACCCACUCUUUUCGGAGCUGGAUGUACUGGGGCUGGAGCCCAUGGAAGAGGGUGGAGGCGAGGGUGGUGGUGGUGAGGAUGGAGGAGGGGAGGGGGAGGGGGGAGGGGAGUCUGGGUCCCAAGCUGGGGCCAGGCUCUCAUGCUCUCAGGACUUGGCCAUGGAGGAGGAGGAACAAGGUGAGAGCUCAUCCAGUCCAGCCUUACCUGCCCAGGAAAAUGGCACCAGCUAG
This is a messenger RNA of Orycteropus afer afer, 3987 nucleotides long. It is a transcript of the gene PER1, whose product is annotated as period circadian regulator 1. Gene Ontology annotation, cellular component: nucleus; cytoplasm. Gene Ontology annotation, biological process: entrainment of circadian clock by photoperiod; circadian regulation of gene expression; negative regulation of transcription by RNA polymerase II. The record is from RefSeq and is a predicted model, not a curated record. Gene Ontology annotation, molecular function: transcription cis-regulatory region binding; transcription corepressor binding. NCBI's taxonomy places the organism in Eukaryota, Metazoa, Chordata, Mammalia, Tubulidentata, Orycteropodidae.